AUGCCACUCGAACCUCAGGGACCACAUUAUUACUCCAUCGCUGAGCCAUUUAACAUGGAUACCGCCACCCAAGGGAAAGCAGAAGCUGGGGAGUCAUCCGUGUCGAUAGAUAAGAAUUUGCUAAAGCGAUUGGAUCGGUUUGAGGAGUUCAUAAGGAAAAGCCAAGGUUUGAACAAACAAGGAGGUCUGGACUACAACGAGUUGUGCCUAUUUCCGGAUAUGCAAUUGCCCAUGGGUUUCAAAACGCCCAAGUUUAGCAAGUAUGACGGAACGGGCAACCCCAAGACGCAUCUUCGAAUGUUCGCCAACAAGUUGGGCAAGCCAAUAGAUGACGAGAAUCUACCAGUUCGUUUGUUUCCUGAAAGCUUAGAAGGCGAUGCACUGGAUUGGUAUUCCAAUUUGAAGCCCGAGAAUAUGAGGACAUGGAUGAACUUAUCAACCACUUUUGUAAGGCAAUACGAAUACAAUUGCGAGUUGGCUCCAACGAGGACCACAUUGGAGGGAACCAGGAGGAAACCAUCCGAGGACCACAAGACAUAUGCGAAGAGAUGGAGGAAAUUGGCCGCCAAGGUGGAGCCUCCCAUGACUGAAGAUGAGAUUGUUCGUACGUUCAUCAAAGCUCACGACCCGCCCUAUUUUGAGGAGAUUUUUCACAUGAUCUGGUGUUCAUUUGCAGUAAUUAUCAAUAAGUUAGAGGAAUAUGACGAAUACGUCAAAGCAGAGAAAAUUGUCAAUGUAUCAGCUUUAAAAUCACAGUUGGAUGCCUUGCAAGGUCAGAGUAAUAAUGGAAGGGAGCCUCAAUGUAAGAAGAAAGAGGAGGAAACUACUUUUAUGUGGGGCCAAGGACCGUUUUCAAGACCCAGAUCCCAACGUUACCACACAUAUUCAUCUCGCUACCCAAACCCACGCCCUGUUUACCAUACUACUACCAAUCACCCUCGACCUCAGCCAAACUAUGCUAGCCCACCUACAAUGCCCUCCCUAAUAUCUCAAAACAAUUCUCAAAUUCGACUUUGUCUACCUUAUAAUCCCAGACCUGCUCCACCAAACCAACAGACUUACAACCCUCCUCAAACCAAUAAAAUACAAAAACCUGGUCGAUCUCAAACUUUUACCAACUUAGGCCGACCCAUUGACCAACUGUACGAACAGCUCAAGGCUGCCGGUGAAAUCAAUGACAUACCUCCUUCAAACUACUCUCGUCGAGGUCUCUCUGCUGGGUACAACCCUCAAGCCGCUUGUGCCUACCAUUCUGGAGCCCCCGGUCACUCGACCAGUAAUUGUUGGGUACUAAAACAUAAGAUCCAGGACAUGAUCGAAGCAGGAGAUAUAGUGUUAAGGAAAAGGGAAGAACAAGGACCGAGCAUAAGUACGAAUCCCUUUCCUGAACACAAGGACACCUUUGAGGCAUUUACCCCCCAAUGA
Molecule: messenger RNA, 1425 nt
Organism: Coffea eugenioides
Lineage: Eukaryota; Viridiplantae; Streptophyta; Magnoliopsida; Gentianales; Rubiaceae
Exons: 1
Coding region: 1-1425 (474 amino acids)
Source: RefSeq, a predicted model, not a curated record